Messenger RNA from Brachypodium distachyon (stiff brome), 1715 nucleotides. Its product is annotated as bZIP transcription factor TRAB1. The coding region runs from base 225 to 1304 and encodes 359 amino acids. Gene Ontology annotation, cellular component: nucleus. The transcript has 4 exons. Gene Ontology annotation, biological process: positive regulation of DNA-templated transcription. The record is from RefSeq and is a predicted model, not a curated record. Gene Ontology annotation, molecular function: DNA-binding transcription factor activity. NCBI's taxonomy places the organism in Eukaryota, Viridiplantae, Streptophyta, Magnoliopsida, Poales, Poaceae.
AGCACUCCCGCUCCACUGCGCUGCCCACGACCAGGAUCCUCUGCGCCGCCACCCAAACCACACCGCACCAAACUCGUCGUCGUCCAGUCUCACUCGCCUCGCUUCGCCUUCACCCACCACUCUCCUCUCCUCCCCUGCCUCUAGCCUUUUCCGAGAAACGCAUGUGACUUGCAGCAAUUUGAGCCCAUAGCUCCGAAUUGUCUCCUGGGGUCCGUGUUCCUUUGAUGCUGACGGAGGACAGGUGGGGAGGGACAGAGGGGAUCAUGGAGUUCAAGACUGGCGGGUCGUCGUCGGAGCACAGGCCGUCGGUGGGGGGGUCGACGCCGCUGGCGAGGCAGGGGUCGGUCUACUCGUUGACGUUCGAGGAGUUCCAGAGCACGCUCGGCGGCGGCGGCCUCGGGAAGGAUUUCAGCUCCAUGAACAUGGACGAGCUGCUCCGGAGCAUCUGGACCACCGAGGAGAGGCAGGCCAUGGCCUCCGCCUCCGCCUCCGCCUCAGCCUCCGCCGCGGGCGCGGGCGCGGGCACGCCGCCGACUUCGCUGCAGCGCCAGGGCUCGCUCACCCUGCCCCGCACGCUCAGCGCCAAGACGGUCGAUGAGGUGUGGCGCAACCUCGUGCGCGAUGACCCGCUUGCGAUUGGAGCGGAUGGUGGCGAGCCGCAGCCCCAUCGGCAGGCGACGCUCGGGGAGAUGACCCUGGAGGAAUUCCUGGUCAAAGCCGGCGUGGUGCGAGAGAUUCCCAACGCUCCGCCGCACCCGGUACCCGUUGCCCCUAAAAACACUGCCUUCUACAGGAACUUCCCGGGUGCCAACGACGCCGGUGCGGCGAUGCUGGGGUUCCCGCCGAGCGGCAUGGGAGAUCUGGCCUUGUGCAAUGGACUCGUGCCGAGGGCAGUGGGGGUGGGAGGCAACGCCGGGGCUGUGCAAACUGCGGCUAACCAGCUUGAUUCUGACAGCAAGGGGAGCGAGGAUCUCUCAUCUCCGUCGGAACCAAUGCCGUACUCGUUUGAUGGAAUUGUGAGGGGGAGAAGGGCUGGUGGCGGCGUGGAGAAGGUGGUGGAAAGGAGGCAGAGGAGGAUGAUCAAGAACAGGGAGUCCGCUGCAAGGUCCCGUGCCCGCAAGCAGGCUUAUACGAUGGAAUUGGAAGCUGAAGUUCAGAAACUCAAGGAGCUUAACCAGAAACUGGAGAGGGAACAGGCAGAGAUUAUGGAAAUGCAGAAAAACGAGGAUGUACCCGAAAUGAAGGAUCAAUUUGGACGGAAGAAGCGACAGUGCCUGCGAAGAACAUUGACUGGUCCUUGGUAAUGGCCAAAUAGUCAACGACAUGCCACUGGUCUUCCUGUUUGUACAUAUAAUUUUCUCUUUUGUAAACUGGUGAUGGACAGACUUGCGAUUGAUUGAUCUGCUAGUUUCCUUCUCCUGCUGCUUCGGUAUCAGCUUCAGAAACUGACAUGUAGGCUAGUAUGUAGUCGAGGAGGAGAGCCACAAGAACCUCUGUAAUUUGGCAAUCCUUCAGAGUUUGUGUAGAGUUUGUCUGGGUUUUUGCAUCUUGCCACCCUUCUUCUAGCUUUGCACCUUAGAGACUAUUUGGACGACUUGCAGAGGUCAAUGUAAGUAGCCAAGUAGGUAAUGGAGAACGUAUCGGGUACUCCCAGGCUUGUAUGUUUGGAUUGUUACCGUAAUAUACCAUGCUAACUUUUUUGGUCAUGACUAAAA